CAUCUGUCAGGUGGCGAUUGUGAUCAUCUGAAAGGCAGUUUUAAAAUGUGGUUGAAUGUUUUGCUGAUCGGAAUAUGUAGUUGUUUCUCUUUAGCAGAAGGUUUUAUAGAAGGUUUAUAUUGUGGUCAACGGGAUUGUUACGAAGUAUUGGGAGUAUUAAGAGAUGCAUCAAAGUUAGAAAUUGCUCGAGCCUACAGAACACUUGCAAAAAAGUAUCAUCCUGAUAGGCAUAAAACUGAAGAAGCAAAAACAAAGGCAUCAGAACAGUUUACUUUAUUAGCAACAGCAUAUGAAGUUUUGAAAGAUGAUGACUCAAGGAAAGAUUAUGAUUAUAUGCUGGAAAAUCCAGAUGAAAUCUAUAGGCACUACUAUAGGUAUUAUAGACGGAAAAUGGCUCCAAAGGUUGAUGUUAGAAUUGUUAUUGCUGCAACCAUAGCUAUUAUUUCCAUAAUUCAGUAUUUAGCAGCAAAAUCUCGUCACAAAUCUGCAAUUGAUUAUCUUCUUACUGUUCCUAAGUAUAGAUUAAAGGAAUUAAUUAAAGAGGAGGAAGAAUCUGUACUUAAGCAAAUUUUAGAAAGGAAUGUUGAUGUCAGGGGUGGUUAUAGUCGUCCUUCAAUCAAAGAUGUUCUUGCUAUUCAAAUUGUUUUAUUUCCCAUUACAAUAUCCUCAUAUAUUUAUUGGAAUAUUAAAUGGAUAUGGAGAUUCAAUAUUAAGAAAGAAGAAUAUGGUGAGGAAGAAAAAUUAUAUUUAAUUAAAAAAUUGAUUGGUUGUUCAGCUACUCAAUGGGAUGCAAUAGAAGAAAAUGAAAAAAAAGAUUAUCUUAGAAAUGAAUUAUGGAAAAAAGAAAAAUUUCAGGUAUGGAAACAACAAAAGGAAGAUGAACUAAAAUCAAAACUUGCUGAAACAGCACGUUAUAAAAGUUAUAGGAGGUAUAUGCGCAAUCAUGGUCCUGGGCAGUUAACAUUUGAGGAUUAAUUUUUUUUAUUC
This is a messenger RNA of Centruroides sculpturatus (bark scorpion), 987 nucleotides long. RefSeq names its product dnaJ homolog subfamily C member 25 homolog. The record is from RefSeq and is a predicted model, not a curated record. Gene Ontology annotation, biological process: protein folding. Gene Ontology annotation, cellular component: endoplasmic reticulum membrane. Bases 46 to 975 code for a protein of 309 amino acids. The transcript is spliced from 10 exons. NCBI's taxonomy places the organism in Eukaryota, Metazoa, Arthropoda, Arachnida, Scorpiones, Buthidae.